AUGUCUCUUCCUCUUCGAACUCUCGGUCGCACUGGUCCUCAGGUCAAUGCUGUUGGCCUCGGCCUCAUGAGCAUUGGUGGUAUCUACGGCGCUGCUAGUUCUACUGAAGGAGUUGCCUUUCUGGAACACGCACAUGCUACCGGCCAACGCUUCUGGGACACAGCAGAUCUAUAUCGCACCAGUGAGGAUAUCGUUGGUGAAUGGAUCAAGCGGACUGGCAAGCGCAAUGACAUUUUCCUCGCCACCAAGUUCGCUGUUCAAUUCGUAGACGGUGCGAUGAAGGUUCGCUCGGAUCCCGAGUAUGUCAAGAUAGCUUGUGAGAAAUCCUUGAAGAAGCUGAAUGUCGACACGAUCGAUUUGUACUAUUGUCACCGAGUUGAUGGAGUGAACCCGAUUGAAAAGACCAUCGAGGCAAUGGUUGAGCUGAAGAACCAAGGGAAGAUUCGAUAUAUCGGCCUCUCCGAGGUUUCGGCUGCCACGCUCCGCCGGGCCCACGCUGUCCAUCCCAUUACCGCUCUCCAGAUCGAAUACAGCCCGUUUGCUCUAGAUAUCGAAUCACCUAACUCGGAUAUCUUGGACACUUGUCGCGAGUUGGGCAUUGCCGUGGUCGCUUACAGUCCCAUCGGCCGAGGUAUUCUGACUGGUCAGAUCAAGUCACCCGCCGACUUCGCCGAGGAUGAUUUCCGUCGUUUCCUCCCCAAGUACGCGGAGGAGAACUUCCCCAAAAUCCUGCAGCUUGUGGAGGGACUGAAGGAAGUGGCUAAAGUGCACAACAGUACCCCCAGCCAGAUCGCCAUCGCGUGGUUGCUUGCACAGGGAUCUGAUAUCAUUCCCAUCCCUGGGACUAGGACGACUGCGCGGAUGGAUGAAAAUACGGCGUCGACACAGUUCCAACUGACUAGCGAGGAGGAGCGCAAGAUUCGGGAUCUGGUCAAGCAGACGGAGGUCCCUGGCACUCGGUAUCAUGAGUCGAUGAUGGCCAACGUCGUGGCGGAUACUCCGCCGCUGUAA
Penicillium waksmanii is the source of this 1011-nucleotide messenger RNA. RefSeq names its product NADP-dependent oxidoreductase domain-containing protein. The record is from RefSeq and is a predicted model, not a curated record. The coding region runs from base 1 to 1011 and encodes 336 amino acids. The transcript is spliced from 3 exons. Gene Ontology annotation, cellular component: cytoplasm. Lineage: Eukaryota; Fungi; Ascomycota; Eurotiomycetes; Eurotiales; Aspergillaceae.